Centropristis striata (black sea bass) is the source of this 785-nucleotide messenger RNA. RefSeq names its product ribosomal protein L7 (gene rpl7). Gene Ontology annotation, biological process: maturation of LSU-rRNA from tricistronic rRNA transcript (SSU-rRNA, 5.8S rRNA, LSU-rRNA). Lineage: Eukaryota; Metazoa; Chordata; Actinopteri; Perciformes; Serranidae. The record is from RefSeq and is a predicted model, not a curated record. Gene Ontology annotation, molecular function: RNA binding; structural constituent of ribosome. Gene Ontology annotation, cellular component: cytosolic large ribosomal subunit. The transcript is spliced from 6 exons. Bases 42 to 779 code for a protein of 245 amino acids.
GGGCAUGCGCAAAAGGAAAUUUCUCUUUCUCGGUGGACGCAAUGGCGGACGCAGAAAAAAAAGUACCGGCGGUCCCUGAGAGCCUUUUGAAAAGGCGAAAGGCCUUUGCCACCAUGAAGGCCAUGCGCGUCAAGAAGAUGCUGGCCGAGAAAAAGGCCCGCAAAGUGACCAGGAAACUGAUCUACAAGAGGGCUGAGAAGUACCACAAGGAGUACAGGCAGAUGUACAGGCGUGAAAUCCGUCUGAGUCGUACUGCUCGCAAAGUGGGAAACUACUACGUGCCAGCUGAGCCCAAACUGGCCUUUGUGAUCAGAAUCAGAGGUAUCAAUGGUGUCAGCCCCAAGGUCCGCAAAGUUCUGCAGCUGCUCCGUCUGCGCCAGAUCUUUAAUGGUGUGUUCGUCAAGCUGAACAAGGCUUCAAUCAACAUGCUUAGGAUUGCAGAGCCUUACAUCGCUUGGGGAUACCCCAACCUGAAGUCUGUGCGUGAGCUCAUCUACAAACGUGGUCAUGGCAGAAUGAGGAAACAGCGCAUCGCCCUCACAGACAACGCUCUGGUGGAGAAGGCCCUCGGCAAAUAUGGCAUCAUCUGUGUUGAGGACCUCAUCCACGAGAUUUACACAGUUGGAAAGAACUUCAAGCCCGCCAACAACUUCCUGUGGCCAUUCAAGCUGUCGUCACCCCGCGGUGGUAUGAACAAGAAGACCACACACUUCGUGGAGGGAGGAGACGCUGGCAACAGGGAGGAUCAGAUCAACAGAAUGAUCAGGAGGAUGAACUGAAGUUAA